Molecule: messenger RNA, 3002 nt
Organism: Fukomys damarensis (Damara mole-rat)
Lineage: Eukaryota; Metazoa; Chordata; Mammalia; Rodentia; Bathyergidae
Gene: Olfml2b
Product: olfactomedin like 2B
Exons: 8
Coding region: 320-2545 (741 amino acids)
Biological process (GO): signal transduction
Source: RefSeq, a predicted model, not a curated record
GUGCGCUCCCGGGUUCCCCGCAGUGCGCGCCGCGCGCCCCUGCCCGCCUGCCUGCCUCCUAUCUGAACCGCCUUCCGGACACCACCUCGUCCCUGCGCCCCGCUCCCUGCAGUUUUGGCUACUCGGGUCGAGCAGAAGAUGCCCAGGGUCUCCGGGGCGCGCCCUCCUGCCCCGCGCAGCUGCGCCCAGCUUUAGAAGGGGCCGGAGCAGGCACUCACUCUACGCUCCAGCCAACACACCCCCCCUGCCUCAGUCUGCGGGGAGACCGCGCCCCGGGCCGUCCUCCGGUGGGGUUGAGGACCCAGUGGUCGUGUCCCUCAUGGCCAAGCCUCAGCCGCUGGUUCUCUGCUUCGCUCUGCUUGUGGCACGAGUCUGGGGGGUCAGCACUCCCCGCGCAGGGACGAACGAUUCCCCAGAUGCGCAGACCGUGGCGCCCACAGAAGAUGAGACUCUGCAGAAUGAGGCGGACAACCAGGAGAACGUUUUAUCUCAGCUGCUGGGAGACUACGACAAGGUCAAGGCCGUGUCUGAGGGCUCUGACUGUCAGUGCAAGUGUGUGGUGAGACCUCUGGGCCGAGAUGCGUGCCAGAGGAUCAAUGAAGGCACCUCCAGGAAGGAAGACUUCUACACUGUGGAAACCGUCACGUCUGGCUCAUCUUGCAAAUGUGCUUGUGUCGCUCCCCCAUCCGCCCUCAAUCCCUGUGAGGGGGACUUCAGACUGCAGAAGCUUCGGGAGGCAGAUAGCCGAGACCUGAAGCUCUCCACAAUCAUAGACAUGCUGGAAGGUGCUUUCUAUGGGCUGGAUCUCCUGAAGCUGCAUUCAGUCACCACCAAACUGGUGGGGAGGGUGGAUAAACUGGAAGAGGAAGUUUCUAAAAACCUCACCAAGGAAAAUGAGCAAAUCAAAGAGGACAUGGAAGAAAUUCGAACUGAGAUGAACAAGCAUGGCAAAGCAAACUGCUCUGAUAACAUCCUAGACAGCAUGCCAGACAUCCGUGCAGCCCUGCAGAGGGACGCGGCAGCUGCCUACGCCCACCCCGAGUAUGAAGAGCGGUUUCUGCAGGAGGAGACCGUGUCCCAGCAGAUCAACUCCAUCCAGCUCCUGCAGACGCAACCCCUGUCCCCGCCUAAGGUGGUGAAGCCACAGCGGCCUCUGCAGAGGCGGGUCCACCUGAGGGGCCGGCCGGCCUCCAGGCCCACCGUCAUCCGGGGCAUCACCUAUUAUAAAGCCAAGGUCUCCGAGGAAGAGAACGACAUCGAAGAGCAGCAAGAUGAGCUUUUCAGUGGUGAAAAUGGAGUGGAUUUGCUGAUUGAAGACCAGCUCCUGAGACACGAUGACCUGCUGACCAGUCCCAUCCAGAGGCCAAGAGCCACCCAUCACAGUGCUGUUGUGACAACUGCCCCAAGUGUGCAGACCACACCCCAGUCCUCAUCGUCCAGCUCCACUGACCCUGCUCUCCAGGCCUCAGUGGGACAACUCUCGCCAACACUUCGUACCACACUGAAAUUCCCAGAUUCCUCAAGAGAGGCACCUUCUGCUCAGGUCCCCUCUACCACCAUGGCCCACACAGCUACCCAGCUACCUCCAGCCUCAGCUGCCCCAGCUCCUUUAGAUGCAUUUGUGGAAGUAAUAUACACGGCCCCAGUGCCUCCCACCACAGUCAGGACAGAUUCGCCGGGGAAGGAGGCAACUGCUGGACAGGGGACGGCCCCAGCCAGCCCCACCCUGACCCCCGAGGAAGAAGAUGACAUCCGGAAUGUCAUAGGAAGGUGCAAGGACACCCUCUCCAUGAUCACAGGACCGACUACCCAGAACACAUACGGGCGGAAUGAAGGGGCCUGGAUGAAGGACCCCCUAGCCGAGGAUGAGCGAAUCUAUGUAACCAACUAUUACUAUGGCAACACCCUGGUAGAGUUCCGGAACCUGGAGAACUUCAAACAAGGUCGCUGGAGCAAUUCCUACAAGCUCCCAUACAGCUGGAUCGGCACCGGCCACGUGGUGUACAAUGGCGCCUUCUUUUACAACCGGGCCUUCACUCGUAACAUCAUCAAGUAUGACCUGAAGCAGCGCUACGUGGCUGCCUGGGCCAUGCUCCAUGACGUGGCCUAUGAGGAGGCCACGCCCUGGCGGUGGCAGGGCCACUCAGACGUGGACUUUGCUGUGGACGAGAAUGGCCUGUGGCUCAUCUAUCCUGCCCUGGAUGAUGAGGGCUUCAGCCAGGAGGUGAUCGUCCUGAGUAAGCUCAAUGCCGUGGACCUGAGCACACAGAAAGAAACCACUUGGCGCACAGGGCUGCGGCGGAAUUUCUACGGUAACUGCUUCGUCAUCUGCGGGGUGCUGUAUGCUGUAGACAGCUACAACCAGCGAAACGCCAACAUCUCCUACGCCUUCGACACCCACACCAACACACAGAUAGUCCCUCGGUUGCUGUUUGAGAAUGAGUAUUCUUACACCACCCAGAUAGACUACAACCCCAAGGACCGCCUCCUCUAUGCCUGGGACAAUGGCCACCAGGUCACCUACCACGUCAUCUUUGCCUACUGACACCCUAGUCCCCGGGAAAAGAAGCAAAGAGGGGCCGCUAGCACCUUGUGUGUGUGUGCGUGGGUGUAUGUGCAUGUGCGUGAGUGUGCAGGUGGGUAUGUGUUGUUUAAAAUAUAUAUUAUUUUGUAUAAUAUUACAAAUGUAAAAUAGACAGUUUGGGUCUAUUUUUUUUUUUAAUGUGGAUUGUAGAUCAAUCCAUACGCAUAUGUGCUGGUCUCACCCUCCACAGUUUAUAUUUUUGCGCAAAUGAACGUCUCCUUUUGACCAGUAGCCCCUUCCCUUGGUGGCCCCCACCCCUCCAGCUCCCAGGUCUCAGCUGUUGCAGGUUUCUUCAUCCAGGUCUUGCAGCAGACAGUGCCAGGGCAGGAGUAAAGGAGGAAAGUGGCAGGAAAAGUUUCAUGUAUUGGAGAAGUUCUAAAAACCCAGAGAAAUGCUUUUUUUUUUUUUUUAAAUAAAG